Salvia splendens (bonfire salvia) is the source of this 627-nucleotide messenger RNA. RefSeq lists its product as uncharacterized. The record is from RefSeq and is a predicted model, not a curated record. The coding region runs from base 157 to 564 and encodes 135 amino acids. The transcript is spliced from 2 exons. NCBI's taxonomy places the organism in Eukaryota, Viridiplantae, Streptophyta, Magnoliopsida, Lamiales, Lamiaceae.
GGAACGACAUAAUCAAGUUUAACCAAUACAUCUCUCAUAUCAAUAGCUUCUUCAUCUCUCUCCAUCUCCAACAAGAAAUUUCGAUUACGUUAAAAACUCCAUUCAUCAUUAACUCUCGCUUAAAAAUCUAAUCUUGGAAAAAGGGCUUCAACGUAUAUGGGCGGCGAAGGAGAAGGGCCGCCGCCGCUGAACCAACCGAAAGACGACCACUGGGCUCACUUCGACAACUCCGUGAAUGCAGUUUCUUUCGGCUUCAUCGCCACCGCCAUUCUCGUCUCCAUGUUUCUUCUCAUAGCCAUUUUCGAGAAAUUCCUCCGAACCACCUCGCCGGAGCUCUCGCCGUCGCGCCGCCGCCGCCGGAGCUCCGUUGUUGAAGCCCAGAAUCAUGUUGCUGCUUUCAAAGCUAAGCUCGGCUACUACCCAUCUCACAAAGCCACGGAGGUUUCGGUGGUGAUGCCGGGUGAGAAAGUGCCGACCUUCAUCGCUCAUCCAACUCCGGCUCCUUGCCCUCCGGAGCGUGGCCCGUGGCCUCUGCAUAAUCCCGAUGUGCCCUUCCCGGAUUAGGUAAAAUGUCAAGACUUGUUGAGAGGCCUAAUUUCUUUAAUUUUUUUUUGCCUAUGGUGUCAC